Molecule: messenger RNA, 1476 nt
Organism: Lichtheimia ornata
Lineage: Eukaryota; Fungi; Mucoromycota; Mucoromycetes; Mucorales; Lichtheimiaceae
Exons: 4
Coding region: 1-1476 (491 amino acids)
Biological process (GO): regulation of cytokinesis; protein phosphorylation; mitotic spindle organization
Cellular component (GO): chromosome passenger complex; spindle microtubule; spindle pole centrosome
Molecular function (GO): ATP binding; protein kinase activity
Source: RefSeq, a predicted model, not a curated record
AUGCCGCGAUUUUCGCUCGGAUCAUAUUUACCAGCUACAAGUCGGCAACAACACGUUCAACAAGAGGAACAACAACAACAACAACAACCGGAUACAUUAAAAGGGUGGUGGACCAAACUAGUAGACAAAUUCACAACCGAAAGGGAUGACUUUGGGGAUCUUUCACCUGACCGACCACCAUUACCCUUUAUUGCCUCGCUUGGAGAUGCAGGUACCGGUAGCAAUAUUGGUAGAAACCUCCCACCACAAGCAUCAUCAUCAUCAUCAGCACCUGAAAAUAGCAGUGGCAUCAAUCGGUUCACACGUGCAAAGCGUAUCGCUCCCCAAGCGGAAGUGGCUCCGGUCACCCACCGUCUUUCGGCAGAUGAGCGAGCUUUUCGAGGUGCCUUGUAUACUAUUAUUGAAGAAAGUGAGACCAUUUUAUCCUUGUCAUCACAAACCAUGACACGACCACGGCCAUUGUCAUCCAGCCUCGAUGAUGACAAGCUCAAACGGAUAUCGAUUACCAGUAAUGGUACCAAUGCAAGUGGUGAUUCUUCUGGUUCAUCUACAUCAUCCUCAAGUGCAUCAUAUCAUCCACCACCCCUUUGGCCAUCGCAGCCCCAAAAGCGAGAGCCACAUUUUCGACAUCACGUUAUUGGAGACGAAACCAAAUGCCGUCGCAAGUUUAUUAAAAUGGUUCAAUCAGCCAAAAAGUUCCACAAUGAAUACAAGGGUGUCAUUCCAAAGGAGAUGCAGGUUGUUUUCAAUGCAUAUGACAAUGUGCAGUGUAUUCGAUUGGAGGUGGAUGGCAAAAUAGAAGAUCACAAAUUCUGUGGGAAUUCCCAAUUUAUCCCACCAGAGCUAUCAACACAUGGCACAUUCCACAAUAGCCGUGUAGAUGUUUGGGUAUUGGGCGUCAACCUCUACCGCAUGCUUGUUGGCAGAUAUCCUUUCGUGGCUAACAAUGAUCGGAAACUAUUUAAAAAGAUGCUUAGUGCAGACUUUAGUCUCCCGCAGGAUUGCUCGGAAGAUGCAAAGGACUUGUUACGACGUAUGCUCGCUCCUGAUACGACAAGAGCCUCACUCGAUCUUGUUCUUCAUCAUCCAUGGGUCAAUCCUUUCAAAGUGGCUGUGCCACCCACUGCUACAUCAUCAGAGGAAGAAGACACCAGCAGUGCAAGUCGAGACCCUACACCACCGUCAACGAUUGAACAACGCUUACCUACCACACAACAACAACCUGAACCAUCACUCAUGACAACGGAUCAAGAGGGAUCAGCUGCUGUGCAGCCACAACCUUCAAUCUCUAUAGUAGUCGAAAACGAAUCACCCUCAUCAUCUACCGAAAAGCCAAAGAAACAACGUUCACGUCGACGACCCUUACGAAAAGCCAUGCAUGUCAUUAAGCGUGCUACUUUGUUUGUUGUGCAGGGACCCUAUCCCCCACCCAGUCGACCCUAUCAUGAAUUUGGACGUCCACUUCAGGCAUCAUGA